GGAGUUAGAAACUGAAAGUAAAAUUAGCAGGAUAAUUAACAGUGACCUACAGUGGAAGAAUAGAAACUAAGCGUUAUUGAGGCAGGUAAGGAAAACGAAUGUUGGGUGAAGGUGACGUGUUGAGCAGCCGAGGCAGCCUGUAUAUAAACUGUGACACAACACAUCUUAGCAUCACCUGUUUCCUGCCGCCGGCUCAACACCUCAAGUCUUCGGUUUGUCUCACAACGUAGGAAAGUUCUCUGAUCAACGCUGUCACGAAACAAACUGUAAUCGUUCAUUGUUCUUACUUUUAAAUGCAAUAUGUUUCAGGCCAGCCAUGAAUAUAAUCAUCACUUUAAUGGAUGGGACGCCCCACACACAGAAGGUGAACCCACAGCUCUCAGUGGGCUCUUUGAAAAAACUCAUCCAGGAGAAACUAGGCGUUCCAUCUCAGCAGCAGAAGCUCAUCUUUGUCAACAAGCAGAAGACACUUCUCAGCGACGACUCAAAGCCUCUCGACUUCUACGGCUUACAGUCCGGCUCCCAGGUGUCCCUACUGGUGACCGAGCCGGAGGUCCCGCCGGUGGUUCGCAUCCAAGUGUUGCUCAAAAACGUUGACGGGGUCACGAAACCCUACGACGUCCACCCCGACGAGACCGUGAGAGACUUCAAGAGAAAAGUCCAGGGCCGAGAAGGCGUCGCCGAGAGUCAGCAGCGGCUCAUCCACAAAAACAAAGAGAUGAGCAUCGAUAGUCGACUGUCCGACUACAACGUCAGAGCGGGAAGCCUCAUCUUUCUGACUCUCCGUUUAAGUGGAGGGCAGGGCUAAAUUAGGCUUUCGCACAUUCUUUUAAAUACGAUCUUAUUUUUUUGUUGUGUUGUCAUGUUGAAAAAAAAAAUAUGCAUCUAUGUAACUAUUUUAUCUUAAAUAUCUGA
Molecule: messenger RNA, 915 nt
Organism: Etheostoma cragini (Arkansas darter)
Lineage: Eukaryota; Metazoa; Chordata; Actinopteri; Perciformes; Percidae
Product: polyubiquitin-like
Exons: 1
Coding region: 317-808 (163 amino acids)
Biological process (GO): modification-dependent protein catabolic process; protein ubiquitination
Cellular component (GO): nucleus; cytoplasm
Molecular function (GO): protein tag activity; ubiquitin protein ligase binding
Source: RefSeq, a predicted model, not a curated record